CAUUUGCAUCAGUGUUGUGACAACAGUCGAACAAGAUGAAAGGUUUUGUGCUAAUCCUGGUUGUCGUGCUUCUUGCGUACACGUGCGCUGCCCCACAUAACUAUGGCAGUGUAACAGGCGGGAACGACAGUUUCGUAACAGGAGAAUUGUCAAACUCAAACAUUGGAAGUGACUCAUUACCUAAGCCAGGGAACUCAUUGCCUAAAGGGAAUGGCGCGUUUAGUCCGGGGGACGCUCAAAGGGAAAGUGUCGCUUCGGGAGGACCCGUGUCAAACGCAAGCAAUGGAAGUGGCCCGUUUACUGAUCCAGGGGACGCUAAAAGACCGUGUAAUUUUUUCCAAUCUCUGUUCAUGGGUUGCUGAAUGUACCAUAAGGAUUCUGUGAGAAAUGGUGAAACUAAAAACCGUAUUUGAAGUGAUAACUUGUUAUAAGCACAUAUUUAUAAAACACCAAUGUAAUGUAGGAAAAUGUUUAUAAUGUAAACAAAAAAUGAAAAUAAACGAUUAUAUAUA
Helicoverpa armigera (cotton bollworm) is the source of this 512-nucleotide messenger RNA. RefSeq lists its product as uncharacterized. Bases 36 to 362 code for a protein of 108 amino acids. The record is from RefSeq and is a predicted model, not a curated record. Lineage: Eukaryota; Metazoa; Arthropoda; Insecta; Lepidoptera; Noctuidae. The transcript has 4 exons.